This is a messenger RNA of Cladophialophora bantiana CBS 173.52, 279 nucleotides long. RefSeq lists its product as uncharacterized. The transcript has a single exon. The coding region runs from base 1 to 279 and encodes 92 amino acids. The record is from RefSeq and is a predicted model, not a curated record. NCBI's taxonomy places the organism in Eukaryota, Fungi, Ascomycota, Eurotiomycetes, Chaetothyriales, Herpotrichiellaceae.
AUGCCAACUGCCACAAAGGGGCAUUCUGCCCUCGGAAGCGCGCGAGCCAGGAAACUCGCGAGCUCGGGAGCGACGAAUGGCAAGUACGAGCUGUCAUUCAAGUUUAUUGGCACCAGUUACUUGAAGUUGAGAGUCUCAUGGGAAAUGGUAUUCUAUCCUAAUACUCCGCCUGCCGCCGCUCCAAAGACGUUCGAGUUUGCUGCCAUCUGGCGCAAUUGGGAAGGAGGCAGAAGAACAGCAGAAAAAGCCGCGCCGCUCUCCCGGCGAGGCUUGGGCUGA